Messenger RNA from Nelumbo nucifera (sacred lotus), 3054 nucleotides. RefSeq lists its product as uncharacterized. Gene Ontology annotation, biological process: proteolysis. The record is from RefSeq and is a predicted model, not a curated record. Gene Ontology annotation, molecular function: serine-type peptidase activity; dipeptidyl-peptidase activity. Lineage: Eukaryota; Viridiplantae; Streptophyta; Magnoliopsida; Proteales; Nelumbonaceae.
UUUCCAUUACAGGAAUGACCGAAUGAAGAAAGGGUUGAAGAUUAGAACUGCAGACCUCUGCUAGAUCCCUGAUCCUCUCUCUCUCCUCUCCCGAGUAAUAUCGGCCAACCCCAUUUUGAUCCCAGAACGGUUUCGACAAAUAACGAGAUUUCGUUUUGUAAAGUAGAUAUAUCGGACCCUUAAUUAUUCUUUCCCCCACAAUCGAUCAAUCCAACCGAGUUCUUAGACACGAUUUGAUUCCAACAAAUUCUCAUUAUUGCCUAUCUUGAUCGAUAGGUAAAUAGUUCAUUCUUAUAAACAUGUCCAAGUGUUUCUGUUCUAGGGUUUUCGAUCUCAAUUCAGGUAUCGGCUUCCUUGAUGCUUCUUAUUUUCUUCUAUUGGUUUCCGAUCCCACUUCGGGUAUCGGCUUCCUUGAUGCUUCUCAUUUUCUUCCAUUGCUCACUCCCAGAGUUUCUUAGCAGGUUUGUGGAAGUCGCGAUUCACUCCUGCUAAGACUGUUUUUUAUCUUGCAAUCGGUUUUUCCAAUUUGAGGCUGAUCGCUGUGUAAUGCAAUCUAAGAAGAGGAAGAACCUAAAACGUGUUCGAUCAUUCCCCUCCGACAUGCCUUUAACUGAUAAUACCGCUGCUCAAACACAUGACGAUUGCUUCCUUUUCCCAGUAGAAGAGAUUGUCCAGUAUCCGCUGCCUGGCUAUGUCGCUCCUUCUUCCAUCAGUUUCAGUCCCGAUGAUAGUUUGAUCACUUAUUUGUUCAGUCCAGAUGGCACUUUGAAUAGGAAAGUUUUUGCUUUCGAUCUCGGGACCUGUAAACAAGAACUGGUUUUUAGUCCUCCCGAUGGAGGGCUCGACGAGAGCAACAUAUCCCCAGAAGAGAGGCUGAGGAGGGAGAGGCUAAGAGAGCGCGGAUUGGGGGUCACACGAUACGAAUGGGUCAAGUCUAGAUCCAAAAAGAAAAUGCUUAUGGUGCCUUUGCCUGCUGGGAUUUAUUUGCAGGAUCUUUCCUGUUCUAAAUCAGAGUUUAAGCUGCCUAGCACACCAUGCUCGCCGAUCAUAGAUCCACAUCUCUCUCCAGAUGGAAAUAUGCUUGCCUAUGUAAGAGACAAUGAGCUGCAUGUUUUGAAUUUGUUAUACAGCGAACCCAAACAAUUAACAUAUGGUGCCAAGGAAAAUUUCCUGACUCGUGGUCUUGCGGAAUAUAUAGCCCAGGAAGAGAUGGAUAGAAAGAAUGGAUUCUGGUGGUCACCGGACAGCAAAUAUAUUGCAUUUGCAGAAGUUGAUUCAUCUGAAAUACCUCUUUUCAGAAUCAUGCAUCAGGGAAAAAUCUCGGUUGGUUCAGAUGCACAGGAAGAUCAUGCCUAUCCAUUUGCAGGAACAUCAAAUGUCAAAGUUCGGCUUGGAGUGGUUUCUGUUUCUGGGGGUGCCGUUACUUGGAUGGACCUUAUUUGUGGAGGAAAGGACCGGGCUAUCAAAGAUGAAGAAUAUUUGGCUAGAGUUAAUUGGAUGCCUGGAAAUGUUCUAACAGCUCAGGUUUUAAAUAGGUCUCAUUCCAGAUUGAAAAUCCUUAAGUUUGAUAUUAGAACAGGUGAAAGAAAUAUUUUAUUGGUAGAAGAAGGAGAGCCGUGGAUUAAUUUACAUGACUGUUUUACACCUCUGGACAAGGGAGUGGAUCUAUUUUCUGGGGGAUUCAUAUGGGCUAGUGAGAAAACAGGAUUUAGGCAUCUGUAUCUACAUGACCUUAAUGGAGCUUGCUUGGGACCUAUUACGGAGGGUCAGUGGAUGGUUGAGCAAAUUGUAGGUGUGAAUGAAGCUGCAGGACUUAUAUAUUUCAUUGGAACUGCCAAUGGACCUCUGGAAUCUAAUUUAUACUGCACAUGCUUGUUUCCUGAUUGGGCCCACCCCUUGGAGGCUCCACAAAGGUUGACCCAUGGAAAAGGGAAGCAUGUGGUUAUGCUCGAUCAUCAAUUACAGAGGUUUGUUGAUGUUCAUGAUUGUUUGAGCUCUCCACCUAGGGUGUUACUUUGCUCAUUGCAUGAUGGAAGAUUGAUAUUGCCUCUAUAUGAGCAGCCAUCCACCAUUUCACAAUCAAAAAGUCUUCCACUUCAGCCACCAGAGAUUUUCCAGAUAACUGCCAAUGAUGGGACAAUCUUAUAUGGGGCUUUAUACAGGCCGGAUGUAAAUAGAUUUGGACCUCCACCAUACAAAACCUUGAUCAGUAUGUAUGGUGGACCAUGUGUUCAGCUUGUCUGUGACUCAUGGAUGAAUACAGUAGACAUGAGAGCUCAGUAUCUACGGAACAAGGGCAUCUUAGUAUGGAAGCUAGAUAAUAGAGGAACUGCUAGACGAGGAAUGAAGUUUGAGAGCUACCUCAAGUACAAUAUUGGCCGUAUUGAUGCCGAAGAUCAGCUAACUGGGGCUGAAUGGCUCAUCAAACAAGGGCUUGCAGAAGCAGGGCGGAUUGGUUUGUAUGGGUGGAGCUAUGGAGGGUACCUAGCAGCCAUGACCUUGGCCAGGUUCCCUGAUACUUUCCGAUGUGCAGUGUCUGGUGCUCCUGUUACAGCAUGGGAUGGGUAUGAUACAUUUUACACUGAGAAGUACAUGGGGUUGCCGUCCGAAAACCCUGCAGGUUAUGAGUAUAGCUCUGUGAUGCAUCACGUACACAACAUCAAAGGGAGAUUGUUAAUUGUGCAUGGCAUGAUUGAUGAGAAUGUACAUUUCCGGCACACAGCAAGGCUCAUCAAUGCAAUUGUUGCGGUGGGAAAACCAUAUGAGCUUCUGGUUUUUCCAGAUGAGCGUCACAUGCCACGCAGGCUUAGGGACCGGAUAUAUAUGGAAGAGAGGAUUUGGGAAUUCAUGGAGAGAAAUUUGUGAAGAAAAUUUUUAGUUUCCAUCUUUUUUUGGCCAAAAACUUCCAUUAAUUUUUAUGCUGCUGUUGUAAAUUGUAUGUAUCAUAUCUCCACGAGUAGUAAAUGUUGGGAUGAACACGGUGGUGGGGCUUGUCUCUAACUCUCUAUUGUGAAAGCCGCAUUCUUUUAACCCUGUCAAUGUUUUUAUUUGUUA